Molecule: messenger RNA, 804 nt
Organism: Zingiber officinale
Lineage: Eukaryota; Viridiplantae; Streptophyta; Magnoliopsida; Zingiberales; Zingiberaceae
Product: cytochrome b561 and DOMON domain-containing protein At5g48750-like
Exons: 1
Coding region: 109-696 (195 amino acids)
Source: RefSeq, a predicted model, not a curated record
GAAAAUUUCGCUUUUACCAGAUUAAUUCUUCUGCAAGCUUUCGCUGAUUCAAUCGUUAUAAACAACAGUGCGUCGAUCGAUUCGAUACAGUUGGAUCGAUCAGGCAUCAUGAAGCUCACAGUCUUCCUCUUAGUAUUGCUCUUCUUGCAGCAGCAAUCGGAAGCUCAGAGCAGCUGCGGAGACGGAGUUUCUUUCUCCGGCGGCCGGAGCUACGGCUCCUGCGCUCGGCUUCCGUACCUCGAUGCCACUCUGUUCUGGAGCUACCACCCUUCGAACGGCACCCUCGACGUCGCCUACCGGGCGCCGCAGAGCGCCAAUGGAUGGGUGUCGUGGGCCAUCAACCCCACCGGCCGCGGCAUGGUAGGCGCCAACUCCUUCCUCGCCUACCCGGACGCCGCCACCGGCUCAGCCACAGUGAUCACCACCCAGCUCCGCACCUACGACGUCACGCCGAGCGACAUCAGGGACGAGGAGCUGACCUUCGCGGUCUACCGCAGGGAGGCAGAGUACUCCGGCGCCGACGGGUACUACACCAUCUACGCGUCGGUAGAGCUGCCGGGGAACAGGACGACGCAGAACACGGUGUGGCAGGAGGCGACGACGUUCGCCGGCGGAGUCCCCUACGGCCACCCGUUGGAUCACGAUCACUUGUCGUCCUUAGCGAGCUUGGAUUUCCUCACCGGCGAGUUGGCGUGAUCACCAUUCACCAUUGAUCAAUUUUAUUUACUAAAAUAAAAUGUCGUCAAAAAAUAAAACAAAAGAAAAUAAAAGAUCUCUUUUUUAAUCUUCUAUUUAAUAUGUGUA